Molecule: messenger RNA, 866 nt
Organism: Prorocentrum cordatum
Lineage: Eukaryota; Dinophyceae; Prorocentrales; Prorocentraceae
Source: the annotation of a GenBank genome assembly
GUCCCCACGGCGCUUCGUAAUCUCAAGGAUGCCGAGCCGCGGGGACACCUCCUAACUUGUGCCAUGAUUGACAACGAGGACCAAGAACCCAUAGUGUUUUCGGCAUCGCGCGAACCCCCGAAGGUCGCAAAGCGUCUAAAGUGGAAGUUCGACCUCCAUACUGGCAGGUUUUUUCAUGGGCUUCGAAGGGUUCUGAGCCCCUGGGAAGGCGGGGCAGAGACUGCCACUGCGGUCGUGGAUGCCGUGAGUCCCCAGUCCAGUGGAGUUGUUUGAGCUUCCGGACAUAUCAGGCUUCGCCACGCCGGCUGCGACGAACCAGAAUGCGAAGGAAAUGGGUGGAGGGCCUGAAAGGCUCCCAGGACCUGGAAAUCUUGGAGCCGGAUGGGGGGAACCCGGAGAGUGGGCAGUGCGGUACCCUCGCUCUCGGCACCGUGCGCGCCAACUGGCUCUGGGGAGCCGCCCAGCGUGGGACGGAGCUCGAGCUGGCACGGACGAACGAGGCCAUCGCGCUCGGCAACGCCCUGGGCGAUGGCGGUGCCGUGGCGCUCGCCAGGGCAGUGCCCUCGGGGAGCCUCCAGAGCCUCCGGCACCUGAGCCUGGACCAGUGCGGCAUCACGGACGCGGGCGCGGGGGCGCUCGCCGCGGCGAUGCUGGACGCGACGGGAGGGCUGCGGCGUCUCGUGGCCCUCGGCCUGGAGGGCAACGACAUCGGGGACGAGGGCGCGAUGGCCAUCGCGGCCGCCCUCGGGAGCCGCGGCGCCGCCCGGCUGCAGUACCUGGACCUCGAGGGCAACCGCAUCGGGGACGGCGGCGCGCAGGCGCUGGCGGAGGCGCUGGCGGCUGCGCCGGAGCUCCGGGAGCUGUGG